AUGAAAUUAGAUACAUCGCAUAUGCGGUAUUUGACCGCAGAAGACUUUAGAGUUUUGCAAGCAGUAGAGCAAGGAUCCAGAAAUCAUGAAGUUGUUCCUACACAUCUAAUCCACACGUUGUCUGGUAUGAGGUCCAUGAGUGGUACUAAUCGGUCCAUAAGUGACCUUGCUAAGCUAAGCCUAAUUUCCAAGCUAAGAAAUUCCAAGUACGAUGGCUACAGACUAACAUAUAAUGGGUUCGAUUAUUUAGCUCUUAGAGCGAUGCUAAAUAGAGAUACCGUGUAUUCUGUUGGUACCAAAAUUGGGGUUGGUAAGGAGUCUGAUAUUUAUCAAGUUAGUGAUCGUAACGGUGAGCCAAAAGUUCUUAAAAUGCACAGAUUAGGUAGAACAUCUUUCCAUACAGUAAAGAAUAACAGAGAGUAUUUAAGAAGUGGCCAAAGUGCUUCUUGGAUGCACCUUUCCAAACUUGCCGCCAAUAAGGAAUAUCAAUUCAUGACGCUAUUAUAUAAUAAAGAUUUUGAAGUUCCUCAGCCAUUCGAUAACUCUAGGCACUGUGUCUUGAUGGAACUUAUCAAAGGAUAUCCAAUGAGAAGGUUAGGGAAACAUAAAAACCUACCUAAACUGUAUUCUGAUUUAAUGAGCUUCAUCGUGAGAUUAGCCAACCAUGGGCUUAUUCACUGUGAUUUCAACGAAUUCAAUAUCAUGAUCAAGGAUGAGGUUGAAAAUGAAAAUGAUCCUGGUUAUGUUGUUAUAGAUUUUCCUCAGUGUAUCUCCAUUCAACACCAAGACGCUGCGUAUUACUUUAAGAGGGAUGUUGACUGUAUAAGAAGAUUUUUCAAGAAGAAGCUAAAGUAUGAACCAAAAGAAGAUGCGACUUUCUUAGAUACUGAUGGUUUUGGUGAUGGUUUCAAGUACCCUUACCCUGUAUUUGAAAGAGAUGUGAAGAGAUGCGAUAACUUAGAUGAGCUAGUUAUGGCAUCAGGUUUCACUAAAAAGCAUCCCGGCGAUAGAGAUUUGGAACUUGCUGUUCAAAGUAUGAGAGAUGAGGAAUACACUGAGGAACGUGAGAAUGAAGAAAACAGCGAUUAUACUUCAACUAGUGAAUCAGAAUAUUCGGAUUUCUCUGAUGAAGAAUCAUCAGAAAAUGAAAGUGAAGAAGACGAUGAGAAUGAACGUAUCAUCCAGGCCAUCUCCAGCGGUGUAGAAAAUUUGAAAAUAGAUAAAUUUGGAAACUAUAUAUUAGAGGAUUGA
Molecule: messenger RNA, 1251 nt
Organism: Kluyveromyces marxianus DMKU3-1042
Lineage: Eukaryota; Fungi; Ascomycota; Saccharomycetes; Saccharomycetales; Saccharomycetaceae
Gene: RIO2
Product: protein kinase RIO2
Exons: 1
Coding region: 1-1251 (416 amino acids)
Biological process (GO): protein phosphorylation; maturation of SSU-rRNA
Cellular component (GO): cytosol; nucleus; preribosome, small subunit precursor
Molecular function (GO): protein serine/threonine kinase activity; ATP binding
Source: RefSeq, a predicted model, not a curated record